UUUUGGGGCAAACACUCCCCCAUGGGUGCAGCAGUGAUUCGGCUGCUCCCCUCAAAAUCCAGUAAGGUGACAUGAGGUAGAAGAUAACAUUGUCUGAGUACAAUGCUAGGUGUUAGUGCUGCUAAGCUGUAGACCUUGUGCUAACAACUGAGUCCGUCUUUGGUCUUGGUCAGGUCACAAAGGCUAAUUUUUUUAAUGACCUCUUACUUGGAGAUGAUAGAUGCCUAAGACCUAAUUGGCAGACAUGCUGAGCACACACAACUCUCAUUGACUUUACAUGGGGCUGUGGUUGCACAGAACCUUGCUCCCUCUGGCUAGAUUGCUAACAAUAGCCACUUUUCAAAAGGUUGGCCUUAGUGUUUUGGCUUUCAUUUCUCAAUCAGUAAAAUGAUAAUAUGUUUAUCACAAGUGUGAAGAUAAGUUUUAAUGCUCAUAAAACACCUUGAAAAUGAAAACAGUUAUAGGUGUUAAGUAUUUUUCAGCGCUGCUAUGGGUGGCUUAUAGUUUUCCUCAUGUUUAAAUGAUACAGCAUUAAUAAUAUCUAGAUCCUGUCUAGCACUCAUAAAUCAUUGAGAAUGAUAUCAAAUUUAGUAGCAUAUAAAAAAGUAAUAAUGUCCCACAGAGGUCAGUUUUGGGGCUUCUGGAGAUAGGACAUGAUCUAGGACUAUGAUACAAGGAUUUUUUGGAUGGGGAGUUAUAGAUAAUUCUUCUAGUGCUUGGCCUCACCUACUUGUUUGGUCUCGAAUCUUGGAGCAUCUCUCCUGCUCACCAGAAUGGCCCUUCACUUGAUUGAACACUGCUCCUUGUCAAGUUCUUGCCUCUGACUAUCCCCUGCAUUUCUCCAGCGUAGCCUAUGUUCUAGUCACCCAGAGACUGAACCUAUAGUAAAAGCAGGGGCAGGGGCAGACCACGUGUUAGAAUUAUGGGCAUCUGGUAUGUAAGGCUCUGCCUUUUCAAACCUCCAGGCAUAGCUCUGUCCACUCUCCACCCCCAGAAUGCCUAUUUUAGACAUUCUGGGGGCGGAGUGUUGCUGCCUUCAGUGCCCGCCCUCCUGGUGCUCCGGGUUUGGGGAGGCCAGGCCUCACCACGUGGCAUGCCAACCUUGCUCCUUGAGGGCUCGAGAGACUAGACCGGGCCGGGCCACAUGGUGCAGAACACCCUGGUGCUCAAGAGGCUGGGCUCAGCCAGGUCACACAGCACAGUGUGCCUUCCACCGGGACUGGAGGGGCUUCCUUCCCCCUGGUUGGAAGGGGGAAAUACAUGUGUGGCAUUCCGCCCCACCUCCUGGGUGUGGGGAAGGGACAGAAGCAGAAGGGGUGGGGCUGGAGGCUUGCCUCCCCUUACCUUGUCUUCACCAACUGCCCAUGGUUAGAAUGUUACUUUGUAUGUUUAGUACAGCACUGUAAUAAAGAUGUAUUGAAAGAGGGGAUUUAGAGAAAGAGGCAAAAUAAAGAUGGGUGCAGAGUACACCCUGUAGUCAUCUUUAAUGUAGGGAUGUGGCUCACAGAGAGAAUGAUCACAAUGCUCCUUUUUGGUCACCAAAGUUGAGUCAAGGAUUUUAAUGUAUAGAAAUGUAUAUGAAUACCAAGAGCAUCCAGUUAAAUUCUUUUUCCCGUCUAAUAUAUAUGCUAUGCUAUCACCAAACUGUUAAGGGGUUUCUUACACCUUCCUCUGCAUCAUUUGAUAUUAGCCACAGUCACUGACAAAACAAUGGCUUUGUUGGCCAUUGGUUAUAUGCAGUAUAACAAUUCUGUGUUAAAGGAAAGACUAGCAGCCAUGCAAAUGAAGAUGGAGCAUUGCUUGUAUCAAGAUAGCCAAUGUAUCUUCAGUGAGGUAAUGAGCGAAAGUGGUGAUGACUGGCUCUCUCUCAUGCCCAUUGAACCCUUGAAAUCUCAGUGCUGUGGCAGUGGCUGCAAACCUUGUGUCUAUGAUGUGUAUCAGAAGGAGCUAGCCCAAUGGGAAGAAGCCAAAGCAAAGAAAGACAAAAGCCUCCUGACCAAACAAAAGGAGGAGAGUAGUAAUUCAGAAUUAAAUCCAGAUACAUUUACUGCUUUCAAGAUAAGCUCUGUGGAACAGCUAACAGAGGACACCUACUACUAUAAAUUUGAGCUGCCAGAAAAUAGCAGCCUGGGAUUGAGUUUAGGACAACAUAUUGUGUUAAGAGGGAUGGUGAAUGGUUUGGAAAUUCAGAGAGCUUAUACUCCAGUUAGUCCUGUGAAUGCUGAAGGAUACUUUGAAGUUUUAAUAAAAUGCUAUGAGGCUGGGUUAAUGUCACAAUAUAUAAAAUCUUGGAUUGAAGGAGACACAGUCUUUUGGCGAGGGCCAUUUGGAGGCUUCCCAUAUAGCCCUAAUCAGUAUGGAGAACUUCUUAUGCUUGCCUCUGGUACAGGCAUAGCACCAAUGCUCCCCAUUCUCCAGUACAUAACGGAAAAUGAAGAUGAUGAAACCUUUAUAACUUUGGUUGGUUGCUUCAGGACUUUUGAAAAUAUUUACUUGAAACCUCUUCUUCAAGAUCUGUCUCGAUACUGGAACAUCAGAACGUGUUUUGUCCUUAGCCAGGAACCUUCCCUGGAAAAACUUCCUUGGAGCUAUCAGGAAAACACACAAACUGGCCAUAUAACUGAGAACUUGAUUAAGAAAAUGAUAAAUUCCUGUAGAAGAAAGCCAUUUGUGCUCAUUUGUGGCUCAAUAGCAUUUAACGAAGAUAUGACUAGAUGUUUGAAAUCCUUAGGACUCAAAGAAGAUUCCUAUUUUGUAUUUUAGUAGUGUGUUUCAGACCUGUUUCCUCUGAAAAGAAGUGCAGGACAAGCAUAUACUGUUUGCUAUUUCCUGUGCAAACAUCAAUACGGACUUAUUUUUUGAUCUGUUUGGAUUUCUCAUGCAUAUAUUUUCAAAUGCUUUUGGAUAAAUAUUUUCAUACAGUG
Molecule: messenger RNA, 2924 nt
Organism: Pelodiscus sinensis (Chinese soft-shelled turtle)
Lineage: Eukaryota; Metazoa; Chordata; Testudines; Trionychidae
Source: RefSeq, a predicted model, not a curated record